Messenger RNA from Entrophospora candida, 377 nucleotides. Lineage: Eukaryota; Fungi; Glomeromycota; Glomeromycetes; Entrophosporales; Entrophosporaceae. The record is from the annotation of a GenBank genome assembly.
AAGAACAAAGAUUUAAGGAUGCUGAAAUUACCCGGGAGUGUUAUAUGAAAUUAAACAAACCUGUUGAGUCCAAUAAUCCAACUUAUACCUAUCUUAAUUUAAUUAUUGAUCAUGCAACUACAGAAAAAAAUUCCAUUGCAUUUGGAAUGGCUGUUACAUUAAAUUAUCUAGAUCCUUCAAAAGGCAUCAAAUUGAUUCAAUGUCAAAAACAAUCAAUAAUUGUUUUGGAUCUUAAUAAUAAAAUCAUGCAACUACAACAACAAUUAGAAAAUUAUGAACAUGAAAUAUCAGAAUUAAAAAGGGAUUUAAAUACUUCUUAUAAUCACAUAGAUGAAAUUCAGAAUCUAUAUGAAGAACAAUUUAGCAAAAAUAAAUAA